This is a messenger RNA of Opisthorchis viverrini, 279 nucleotides long. RefSeq lists its product as hypothetical. Lineage: Eukaryota; Metazoa; Platyhelminthes; Trematoda; Opisthorchiida; Opisthorchiidae. The transcript has a single exon. The annotation marks the transcript as partial. The record is from RefSeq and is a predicted model, not a curated record. Gene Ontology annotation, molecular function: protein binding.
CCGCAAGCACCCACAAAUAUCCGGCUUGAACGAAGCAAAAAACGUGGACUGCUGGCGACUUGGGACGAUAACAACGAGUGCUUGAAGCGUCAAGGACCACGUUAUGGUGUUUAUGUCUAUGAUGAAACAAAUCGACUGGUGUAUGAGAUAUACGUUGCCGAAAAAUCAGCGUUUCUCGGUGGCCUAGACGUUUGCUCACCGUACUGGGUUCGCAUCAGUACAAUUGGAAUUGAGGGAGUGAGCUCAGCGUCAGCCAGAAUCAAGACAUUCGAUCCUCCA